ACGAGACAAGGAUCUCUUCCAGACUAGUUCCUCCAACGGUGGCCUUGCUCGCUUCCUCACCUUACCCUCCUCCUCUUCCGGGUCUCCAUCCCUGACCGUUACAGAUGGCAACGGGCAGAAGACGGAGGAUGCCAUCCUCUUGGAAGAAGAGGCUCAGAUGUACAUGCAGGCUCUGAAUGGGUUCAUCAUAGUGAUCCAGAGUGAUGGACAGAUCUUCUAUGCUUCACCAUCUGUACAGGAGUAUCUUGGAUUCCAGGAUGCGGACAUCAUGCACCAGAAUGUCUUUGAGCUGAUCCACAAGGAAGACCGGGAGGACUUCCAGAAGCAGCUCCUGGUGUGCCCACCCGCAACCUGCUCACAGGAUGUGACCCAGAGGAGUCUCACUAGUGCCAAUGGCUGCAGUGAUGACCACCAAGAUGUACCCCCUGAAAUGAAUGAUUCAGAGCAAUCAUUGGACCGAAACUUCACCAGUCGUCUCAGAUGCCUCCUAGAUGAAUCCUCAGGGUUUCUGAGCCUGCAGUUCAGCGGGCGUAUGCGUAUGCUCCAUGGCCAGCGGACGAGAGGCAAGGAUGGCAUACCCGUUGACGUGGACCCACCAGAGAUGGCGCUCUUCGCCUUGGCCUGUCCCCUCCAGCAGCCGACCAUCAUGGAGAUCUAUGUGCGGAACAUGAUCUUCAGGACGAAGCACAAGCUGGACUUCAAGACGGUCAAUCUGGAUACAAAGGGCACUGAAGUUCUUGGUUACACCGACACGGAGUUCCGAUCCUUGCCUGGCUACCAGUACGUGCAUUAUGAAGACAUCAUCUACUGUUCUGAGAUGCAUAGCUCAUUGAUCCGUAAAGGAGAGACUGGUUUCAUCUACUUCCGGUUGAUGUCAAAGGUCAUGAAGUGGAUCUGGGUCCAGGCUAAAGGGAGGGUCAUGUACAAGAAUGGCAAGCCAGACUACCUGGUCUCCACCCACAGGCCGAUGAGUGACGAGGAAGGAGAUCAGCAUCUGAUAAACCGUAGGAAGCCGUUCCGAUGGCCGUUCACAGGGAAAGCCGACCUGUACGAUUGCAACCCACCAUACCCUCCCAUUCCGCCAGUCAUACUACAUGCUCUUCAGAGAGGGGAGAUUCCCAGCUUUGGAGGAGGGCCACCCCCAGGAGUCCCCAUGGGAGAUAUGCCUCCAGGAAUGAGCGGAAUGCCACCAGGAAUGGGGGGUAUGCCACCAGGCAUGCCUCCAGGUAUGCCUCCUGGCAUGCCUCCAGGUAUGCCUCCUGGCAUGGGGGAGAUGCCUCCGGGAAUGACGGAUUUCCCUCCUGGUGGAAUGCCCCCCUUUGGAGACUCUGUGAAGUUCAGAGAUGACGGGCCACCACCGUUUGGUAUGAAUAAGGAAUCCAUGUUUAGUCCGAGGUCGGAAAGGGGUGGGACUCAAUCGUUCGAAGGACCCACACCGAGAUACCAGUUCAAACGAUCGCCUGGGUACUCCCCUCCCAACUACUCCUGCGAGGGCAUGGAGAAUGGUGGUAAUGAUAGGGUCGGUGGUGUCUUUGAUCAGAGGGUAAAUGGAAACAGAAGUCUUUUGGAAAAUGGAAUCAAGGGGCACAUCAGCCCCCAGGAGUCCCUUCCAACAAUGGCAGGGGAAUCCCUGAGGACAGAGUUUUCUAGAAAUAUUGGGGAUGCAUCUGUUAAUAUGUUGAGUGAAUCACAGACCUGGUCAUGCAGGCAUAAUGCUUUGAACAGUUUACCUGCUGAUCAAAGUGCUUUGUCAUCACCUCAGAUGCAUCCACAGCAGCUCCAACAGCAUCAGCAACAACAUCAGCAGCUCCAACAGCAACAGCCUCAGCAACAACAGCAGCAACAUCAGCAACAGCAGCAGCAACAACAUCAGCAGCUCCAACAGCAACAGCCUCAGCAACAACAGCAGCAACAUCAGCAACAGCAGCAGCAACAGCAGCAAUAUCAGCAACAGCAGCAGCAGCAACAACAACAACUUCGGUAUCAGCAGCAGCAGAAGAUCUCUACAUAUUUACCAUUGCAGAACCAUUCACAAGGUGCUGCCUUAGAAACUUCCAACAUGUGCUCUCCGCGAUCAACAGGUAGCAAUGACAGUGGGUUUAACAGUGUGCCCAUGCAUGGACAGAUGCAGAAUAAUGGUAUUGGCCGUAACCAAGCAUCAAGGAAAGUGGCUGUAGUGAGUCCUUGCCAAGUGAGUCCCGAAAUGCAACUUCCUCAGAGAGUCAAAGACCCCAGGGCUCCUACACUUAGCACAGGGAGCAUUGACAGUGGGGUGGACAACUUGCCAUAUGAGAAUGGAGAUGAUAUCCCAACAUUUGACGAAGCCCUUUCCUUAUCGGCGUUUGAAUCAGGACAGCAAGGGGCCAUUGCAAGAACUCUUAUGGCAAGCAGUGGUCCUGAAAUGCUUGCACCAAACACAUGGACUUCUAACAAUGAACAAUCAUAUAAUGCCCCAAAUCAGGAAUUCCACAAUAUGCCAAACCAAAUUGGACCAAAAGUAGAAAUGAACACUAUGCAGUUUAACCGUAUGCCAACUCAUAAUAAUGGACUAAAUCAUGACUCUUGUAACGUCUUGAGGUCGUUACUGAGUAAUCCUCAGACCCAGGUCUCUUGUAAGCAGGAGGUGCAGAGUUCUUCAUCUCCAGUCACGUCCAUCACCCACCCAAACACGGUAGAAUGGGGGUCACCAUCGGCCAAAACCCCUGUAAACUCCCUGAAUUCAGUCCAUCCCCAAUCCAGACAGCAACCCAGCAUGGCCACUCCUCAGUCCAAAAAUGUGUUCAUGCAAGGUUCCGGGUCGUCGCAGCAAAUGCCGCAUCCUGUGCAUUCUUCCAGGGUAUCUCAUUCACAGCAGCAAGCCAAGCACAGCCACCAGUCUAGCCAUCAAACCAACCUGAUGCAGUCUCAGGCGAGCUGUAAGUUGGAUGGUCAGAGACAGCAGCCACCAGCUCAAUCUGUCUUUGAUUCUCCAAACUCUUACAAUCCUCUAAACAAUCUUCCAAUGACCAGCCAGCACACUUCUAAUAUUCAGAAUCAGUCUCAGCAACAUGGGCAGAACUCAACGCAAGCACUGAGGCAAGAGUCACAUCAACACCGACAACAGCAGCAAUUGUUGGAAUUGCAAAGGCGACAGAUCCAACAGCCGAAUAGAGCUGCUGACAUUUCUUCCAACGGUCAACAGCAGUCAUGUCGGCAACAGACGCAGCAACAUGCAAUACAAACCCAGAUACAACAACCUUCAAGGGCUACUGCUAUUUCUUCUCAUCAUCCACAACAACAGCAACAGUUGGUUCAGCAACAACAGCGUCAGAUGUAUCAGCAACCACAACAAAUGCAUCCGCAGAAUCAACAGCUGCAGCCACAGCAGCAACAGCAAUUCAACCAACAGCAACACACCUUUCAGCAACAACCACAAGUGCAUCCGCAGCAACAGCAGCAGCAAUGGCAACAGCACAAUCAGCAACAGCAGCAGGGCCAGCAGUUCAAUCAACAGCAGCAUCGGCAGCAACAGAACUCCAGCUACAAGACAACAAACUUGCCAGUGAUGAAAUGUGAAAUGGAGACAAGGUACUCACAUGGGAUGGCAUCACAGAACAACAUGCAGUCGGACAGGAGCGGUUUCUCAGGAAACCAAGGGAUGAUUCACAAUGGUGGUGGAAGUCUUGGACUUGAGUUCAAUCAGGACAUGUCGAUUCCUGGCAACAACCUCCAUCCCACCAGCCAACUCGACCCGAUGACCUCGGACAUGACAUCGGAGCUCCUGUCCGCCAUGAUGCCCGGCAUGGGUGGCCAACAAGUAGGGGAGAACCAGGGACUCUUUGAGCUUCCAAUGAAGGGCAUGGUCAUGGGGAGCGGUGCUAUCAUCCAGAAUGGCUUCCAGGUCGCACUGACCCACACCUCGAAUGUCUGAGAUGAGUCAAUCCUGUGCCGAUCCCCAGAGGUUUCUCCAAGUUCCGGGCUUGGAUCCAGGGGUGCCAGUUUGCUGCCUGUUCUCAUCUUUAGGCCCUCUUUUAAUCCAGGGGAGUAUUUCAUGAAAGGACAUACUGGAUGUUUUAUCUGAGAGUUACCAUAGUAACAGUGCUUCUCAGCCAAUCAAAAUCAAAGAAAGUAACUUGUGCGACAAAAAUAUUGAUGAAAUACUCCCCAGGACUUGUCAAGGGCUAAUCUUCGAAGUGUACCUUGAUGGUUUGGCUAUGCAUGAACCUUGACCCUUGACCUGAUCUGCCUGACAUGUCCUGAGAUUUUCACAACCACGAUCCAGGCAGUAGUGCUCAUCAAGGUGCUGUGCUUAGUUUAUUAAGUCCUUUGUAAGGAAUACCGCGGCGUUGUGUUUAGAAAUCGGACAUUUGCCUCUUUCUUUUAUACAUCUACAGCUUUAAGAAUUGCAAUUCAUUGAUAGGUUUCUUUUAUAAAUUUAAUCAGAUUAAAAAAUGAACAUCAUCUGCGUAUUCAACUUAAUUUGAUAGUUAUCAUAGAUAUUUUCCUUUCUAUCUUUUUAAAAAUCAAACUAAACUUUGAUUGACCAAACAUGUUUAAAAAAAAAUCAAAUUAAACAAACAUUGCCGUGUGACAUAAAGCUUAGCAAGUGGUCGUGGGGCUUUUUAUUAUGAUUGAUCCUAUACAAUAAUCAAUGUAAUCAGUUGUGGAAAUAUGCCACACUAUCAAUCACUAGGCUUUAUGUUACGGGCCCCGGAUGUAAGUUUCUCCAUUAUGACAAGGUUGAGUAUCUUCAACCCUGGGCCCCGUAACAGAAAGCUUAGCAAGUGAUCGUGAGGCUGUUGAUUAUGAUUGAUUGUAUAUCAAUGUAAUCAAUUGUGGAAAUAAGCCACACUCUCAAUCACUAGGCUUUAUGUAACAGGCCCCUGAUAUGUAAGUUUCUCCAUUAUGAGAAGGUUGAGUAUCUUCAACCCUGGGCCCCGUAACAGAAAGCUUAAUAGCAAGUGAUCGUGGGGCUGUUUAUUAUGAUUGAUUGUAUAUCAAUGUAAUCAAUUGUGGAAAUAAGCCACACUAUCAAUCAACAGGCUUUAUGUUAUGGUGCCAAGGAAUGUCCAACUGGCACCCUUGGUCAUGUGACUCCAGCAUCAUAGCCAAAGAUGAAAUGAGGAACAAGACCAGGGGUUUCACAGAGAUUUAAGUAUGACUUAAAUCGCACUUCAAUGCCAACGUGUAUCUCAAAUGCAACGCGCAAUCUAAUUGAUCAAUACAAUACGCGGUAGUGCCCGUCCUCUUUGUAUGAUCUGACCAAUGCGGUGAUGCCUUUUACACCACAUGCAACUAGGCAUUUAAGUGCGACUCUAAGUCAUACUUAAAUCUUUGUGAAACACCCCCCUGGUCACCAUCUUACCAAGAGGUGCAAUUGAUCUGGGGCCCGUUGCAGAAAGAGUUGCAACUUGAUUUUCGACCAAUCAACAGCGCGCAUUUUGGACUUACGAUUGAUUUUUUGUCUUGCGUUUAAACGCAACUCUUUCUGCAACGGACCCCAGAUCAACCAAAACAAUUGAAAGCCAGUAGCGUCAAAAUAUAGAAUGCAUGUUUUAAAAAAAUGUUUUCUAGAUAUGAUGUAUAUUCAUAACAUUUGUUGUUUUAUUGACAAUUCAGUAUGCUCCUCUUUGUUUGCAAAUUUCCUGUAGGAAAAAAUUAUGACAUUGAUGGAUUUCCAUACAGUUGAGGUUGAUCGGACAAAUCAAAAUUCCUUGUAAGACGGGACCCUGGGUUGAUAUUUGUGGUUCCCUCCAUGGAUUCCUAGGGACCCUUUGGCCUUAGUAUUGCCUUCCUGACGCCAAGGUGGUUGAAAUUAUUUGAUGAUUUCGGAGAUAUAGAGAGAGACAGAGAUAAAGAGGGAGAGAGAGGGGUUGGUGGGGGGCAAAGAAAUUAAAUGUAGGUUUAUACCAUAUAUGCAAUCAUGAAUGAUCCAAGUUAAAAGAAUUGUUACACAAGUUUGAUUUCAUAUGAUACUAGUGAUUACCGUGCUAUUACAUUCUGAGUAUAAAUAGAAAUCAGAUGGAUUUUACUUUUUGAAUUAGUAAAAGCCAAGUGGAAUUUAACCCUAAAAUGGCCGGGGGGGGGGGGUUGAUUCAACCCCCCCCUCAACAUUUUCUGCGAUCAUUCCGCCGCGCAAAAUUUUUUGACCGCGCCACUCGCAGAGUUUAUACAUUUAAGUCUCGCGCAUCUUUUGAGACCAAAUUUACGACGCCCGGGUACGCGGUUCCAAAAUUACGCAACAUUUUGUAAGUGCAUGUCAGACCAAAAAUGAUUCCAAAACGUGAUUUUGUGUACAAAGUCAAUGCAAAUUGAGUUUUCUCAUCUUAUUCAUAAAGAUAUGAUUAUUUUUACUUUAAACAGCUGAAAGCAAUUGAUUUUAGCAUAAUUAUGCUUCAAAGAGGUUGUGCAAUAAAUCUGGCG
This is a messenger RNA of Lytechinus pictus (painted urchin), 6402 nucleotides long. Its product is annotated as probable serine/threonine-protein kinase yakA. Gene Ontology annotation, molecular function: nuclear receptor activity; protein binding; transcription cis-regulatory region binding. Gene Ontology annotation, biological process: regulation of transcription by RNA polymerase II; xenobiotic metabolic process; response to xenobiotic stimulus. NCBI's taxonomy places the organism in Eukaryota, Metazoa, Echinodermata, Echinoidea, Temnopleuroida, Toxopneustidae. The transcript has 10 exons. The record is from RefSeq and is a predicted model, not a curated record. The coding region runs from base 158 to 3910 and encodes 1250 amino acids. Gene Ontology annotation, cellular component: nucleus; aryl hydrocarbon receptor complex.